GAUCUGGUCACCUUAAUUUGCCACCCGCGUGCCACCUCUCAUUGUCUGCAUUUCUCGUCGCGACGCUCAUCAGAAGGUCCGCUCGUAGAGUCGUACGUCGUACGAACCAGGUGGUUUGGUUUCAGGGUAGCGAUUUCACAUGAGUCACGUCCGCUCACUAUCCACAAGCGGUUCCUCCAUUGCAGCGAUAUCUCCUCAUGAUUUGUAUAACAAUGCCAAGCUUCAAAGGGCCACAGCAACAAUUGAUGAGCUCACUGAAGCGCUAGCUCAUUUCACCUCGACGAACUCAUCCGUCGAAGACGACCUUCUGCGCACGGACCCAGAGUGUCGAUGCAAUCACGCCGAGAGUUCGAAUGGAAGGAACUGCGAUACCGUCAGAGCAUGGCGUAAAGAUCGCAGCCAAUUAGAGGAGAAGCUCGUAUUGUGUGCUGAGAUCGGACAGGCACUCCUCGAGAAGCAUGAAGCCUAUGCUGCAGAUCAUAGCUCGAUUCAAUACAACACUGACGAACGCAGCAACAACCUGGAACGAUCUAAUGAACGACUCCUUUCUCGCCUCGCCAACACACUCAAGGCCAAGGAAUCCUCGGACGCACGAUACGCACAAGCAACUCUCAACCUCGAAGUUGCUGAAUCUUCCAACCGCACUCUGUUAAGGGAGGUUCAGGACGCGCGAGCCGUUAUCACGCGCCUGUCUGCGCAUGUAACUAGAUCUGUAGGGUGGGAGGAAAAGGUGAUGGCACUCGAGGAACAGCGUGACGAAAUUUUGCAAGAGCGGGAUGCUGAAAUUGGGCGAGCAAAAUCGUCAGAGGCGAAAGUCUCUUCACUAUCAGACAAGUGCGCUUCGCUUCAGACGGAAGUGUAUAAGUUGCUUGACCAGCUCAGUGAGCAACGGUCCCCUCCGCGGGACAUCUCUGAGCAACUCAUACACGAGGCACGCGCAAAAUUGGAAGCAAUGUAUCGAUCACUUGAGAAAGCUCAUACAUCAGACAGAGUUGAACUCACGAAGAUUCUUGAAUCACUUGUGUCAGCCAACGAGUCACUCAGCCAUGACAACAUCGAGCUGCAAAACCUUCUCGCAGAAGCGCGUACUGAACAACGUGCUUUGACAGAAGAAGUGCAGGAAUAUAGAGCUACCGCUUCCUCCGGCUGUGGAGUGGAAUCUCUGCUCAGAGCUCAUUCUCCCUCCCCUAGUUCGCCUCUUGGCCAAUUCAGUCAUCGACUCACGCCUGUGCUCGGACCUCGAGCGUCGAGCCGACGUGCGGGCGAGCCUUGGGGCUCGACAUCCCUUGCCUCUUCACCCCCUCCGUACCAUCUUGGGUUCAUGGGGAACAGUCCACCAAGAACUCGCAAUCUUGCCUUGCCACAUCAUAUACAUCGUGGCAUUCGACGUUCAAGUCGGUCACCAUGUGGGCGCGAUGACGAUGAAGGAUUUUCUGGGUCGCAAGCCGAAGAUAUGGACUCCAUUUUCUGCGGGAUUCCUCGCAAGCGCUCCUUGCGAUUACUCAGCCGCUCGCGAGGUGUCCAAACCGACCAUGAGUACACUCAAUUUAUACCCCAUCACCCCCGCGCGUAUUCCGCCAGUACUGCCAAUGAAGGGGACCAUUCGGAAACUUCGUCCCUCAAUCCAACCGACCCCGCCCCCAGUACUCCCCAGCCGCUGACUGGUCUCCUUUCUGGUCUUAUUGAUAGACUGAACGUUCUGUUGGGUCGCGUUAGCCAGGCUGACGUCGAGACUUUGACUGCACGACUCAAAAGGCAACACAUCGCCGGCGGAGACGUUGGCCAUCUUUCCCGAACAACGAUUAGAUCAAUCGUGAAUGACGCAGGCAACCUGCGCAGCCACCUCAAAGGGGUGCUGGAAAUGGAGCACCAUGAUAUGACCAGGAAGGAUCUGAAGAACAUGCUAAGAUUCUCAAAAGACGUGUUUACGGAGCUUGGGAAGCUGAGGUCGACCGUCAAUGAGAUUAUUCUUGAUCCAUCCGCUGCAGCGGGAUUGGGUACUCCGACGGACCACUCACAAGAAAAGAGCGCCGCUAUGGGAUGGAUUGCGCCAAUUUCAAAAUUAUUCUCUGCCUCUACAGAAGCAUCGACCCCCAAUGCGCAGGUCCGAAGAAAUGCCGUUGCUAUUCCAUCCAGCAGUGGAUCACCGAAACGUCGCGUUCCGGCGCGCACAGCCCCGAAACUCGCUGCAGCUGUGUCUUCUUCACCUGCAACGGUCAACGUUGAGUUUUCAAGUUCUCGCGCGAAUCGCGUAGUCUCUUCAACUGCCGAAUUUCCGACACGAAGUCUCGCUGGCGGUGGCAUAUCGACUUUACCUUCCACUCCGACCAUAACCACGGCCCCAGGAUUUCGGACUCGUCGCGACGAUCUGUUUGGGAUUUUUGCUGGUGCUUCUCAGAGCUUCACCGACUCGGGCGAAUCUUGGGUUGUCCUGCCUGGUAAAUCAAGCAAGGGGAACAAAAUUCGUCCCGCUCAGUCAACAGCUGAUUUUGGAAGCCCGCUUGCGACUCCCAAGGGUCCCUCGCGCAGAAAACGUGUGCCUCGCAACGUGGAUGCGGUGAUCGAUUCAAUGAGCCAGAGAAGUGUGAUCCUCGAGCACUCUGCAGCCGAUUUUGAAGAGGAGACCGAUGAGGUUGGAGAUGACACCCGAGAUGCGUAUCCGAAUCCCAGACGUGUCCUCCGACCUCGUGGACUCUCUGAUUCAUCCGUUCACUCUACCUUCAUCAAAGACACAUCCGUCACUCGACUGGUCACACCUGCCGGUCUUGCACUGUCCUCCCCUCCACACAGUGCAGAUCCAGAGACAACCUCGUUUGGUGCCUAUGAUCGCCAGUCUGCAAUGCGUACUCUGACACACAAGGUGUCAAGUUUGGCGUCCAGUUAUUAUGGUACUAGCUCACUCGGGAAUGCAUCCAUACCUGGAUCCCAUCGUCUGGGACUGGUAUCAAGACUGAACUGA
Messenger RNA from Cantharellus anzutake, 2959 nucleotides. RefSeq lists its product as uncharacterized. Bases 140 to 2959 code for a protein of 939 amino acids. NCBI's taxonomy places the organism in Eukaryota, Fungi, Basidiomycota, Agaricomycetes, Cantharellales, Hydnaceae. The transcript has 8 exons. The record is from RefSeq and is a predicted model, not a curated record.